CUAAGCUGCAGGCGCUCCCCGGAAAGACUGAUCACAUAUAGUACUAGUGCGCGCUGCUUCAUGGAGAAAGGCACGAGGCCUUCUGGUCCCUUUUCUGGUAGGCUACCUAGUAGAUUCCAAUGUUAACGAACAACAUCUACUACGAAGUGUUGAUACAACGGCAAUAUCUCACGAUUGACGGUCUUCUGUAAUAUCCAUGUCAGCUAUUGGGAGUGUAUUCCUGGGAGACUUCCAACGACACCGUAUAAUAUCUUCCACACCUCCACCGUCAUCUCCUCCGCCCGGCCAACUUGGUCAUCAAAUGAGUGUCGCAUCUGCUUCGCAAUCCAUCGAGGAACUUGUGGAGCCUUUAGAUGACGUUCAAUCAGAGCUGUCUGCUGAACAGCCGACGGCUGCUACGACGCCUUUAGCACCACUCGAACCAUCGACCGCACCUCCCGUCAUAGAUCCCUUCCUAUCGCUGGAGCUGAGACUCCGCUGGCUAGAAGCACUACUUCUAGGCGUGCGGCAGGAUGCGCGGGAUCGCAAAGGGAAGGACAAACUGCCAGAGCUCAAGCACGGUGAAACCCUCAUUCGCUUAGCCGAGGACGUGCAACGGCGUCUCGACAACGUCAUACAAUCCAACGACGGCCUUCAGAGGUUCAUGAGUAAAUAUGACCUACAUGCCCAUCUACUAAGUGCAGCAUUCGCUCUGUCAGGGGUGCUUCCUGGGCCAGCCCCGACAUACGAAAACAUGUCCCCAGAAGAACUAGAAGCGCUCCUGGUGGAGAUGGAACCAGAGAUACGAGCUGCAGAUCGGGACAUGCGCGAGAUCGAAAUGCUCGAACAAAAAGGCGUGACAGCAGCUGGAAAGCUCGCAGACUAUGAAUCAUUGCAGCCUCGGUUGGACGCGCUUUUGCUAGCGCACCAGGAGGAUAUUAGAUUAGCUGCGUCGUUAGAGAAGCGAAUAGCGAUCCUUGUCGAUAAACAUGCUACUCAUGUGGACGCGCUUUCUGAACUUUUCGUGGCAUGGGACGAUGUCCUCACCGAAACCGAAAAUAAAGUCAUAAAGCUCGAGCGUGAUCGCGAAGAGCGCCAACGGCUAGGUUAUGAAUAGACACCAGCAACCUGCCACCAUGCUUUGAUGGUACUUUAUGCUCCUUAUAAUGAACAGAAG
Suillus bovinus is the source of this 1156-nucleotide messenger RNA. RefSeq lists its product as uncharacterized. The record is from RefSeq and is a predicted model, not a curated record. Gene Ontology annotation, cellular component: dynactin complex. The transcript is spliced from 4 exons. Lineage: Eukaryota; Fungi; Basidiomycota; Agaricomycetes; Boletales; Suillaceae. Gene Ontology annotation, biological process: cytoskeleton-dependent cytokinesis. The coding region runs from base 197 to 1096 and encodes 299 amino acids.